AUGCAAAACUCGAUGUCAAUAAUGAUUCAGCCAUUCAAAGUGCAGCAAGGGGCUAUAUUGCCCGCAAAGAAAUUCAAAAAGAAAGAGAAUCCCUUCAAGCAGUUCAAGAUUUGAAAGUGACUCUUGGCGAACCUAAAAAGGAAAAGCCAAGCAAAAAUAAAGAGUCUGAGCCUACAGUUGAAAAGGAAGCAAAGAAAACCAAAAAGCCCAAGAGUCCUGAGCCAGAGUCUGCAAAGCACGUGACUCGUGAAAGCUACCCAAAUCCUGAAGAUUUAUAUGAGCAGUUAA
Messenger RNA from Blepharisma stoltei, 288 nucleotides. NCBI's taxonomy places the organism in Eukaryota, Ciliophora, Heterotrichea, Heterotrichida, Blepharismidae. The record is from the annotation of a GenBank genome assembly.